AUGGGCCAGACUGCAACCAAAGAAUCUGCUGUCGAGUUCCUCCCGCCGGUUCAAACCCGCGACGAACUCCAGGAGAGAUUUAAAUGGUGCCUAUCAAAGCACUUUUUGAGUAAUGCGAGGAGUGAAUGGUUGCAGAGCAUUUUCGAUAUCUUCUGCACCGAGUCAGAAUCGGAGAAAUUCUGGACGGUGUCAGACCUGCAGGAAUUCAUGAUCAGCACCUUUCCUCCAGAAUUGGUAGCGUGUGUCGGUGAAGCUGCCCCGAUUCUACAUCGCUGUCUCCUGCGACUUGGAUCGUUUCCAUACCACAACGAUCCACACCGUAUAAUGUCGCAGGAUGUUCUGGGCACAGGAAUUAUUAUUCUGCUGAGAUUAGAUGGAGGCAAGCUUCUUCAACAGGAUGCCGACGAAGCGUCGCUCAUCUACCCUGAUCGUCUCAAUGCCGCACAACGCACGCUAUUGUUUCAGAGCAUGGCAGAUGUGCAAGCAACUACUACUGAUACAUCUCGCAAUGUGGAAGAUGACUUUCAUCUUCAGAAAGCGCUAGAUCUAAUUACGUAUGGUAAUUUCAGGCGCAAUGCACACUUUCCGACCUCUGUGACCAAAGGGCCUGAAUAUCCUCCCUCUGAACAUUUUCCUUCGUCCAACUCAACAUUGACGGAUGGUUGCAUGUAG
Messenger RNA from Aspergillus viridinutans, 672 nucleotides. RefSeq lists its product as uncharacterized. The transcript is spliced from 4 exons. The record is from RefSeq and is a predicted model, not a curated record. Bases 1 to 672 code for a protein of 223 amino acids. NCBI's taxonomy places the organism in Eukaryota, Fungi, Ascomycota, Eurotiomycetes, Eurotiales, Aspergillaceae.